AUGCUUCGCAAGCUGUGCGUAGAGUAUGGCGUUAUCCCGACGUCUUUGAUUCUGCAACACCACUCCAUCACAUUGGAAACUGAUCGGACCCGACCGCAAGAGAGUGGAGGAUGCGCAGACAUCUACCUAGGACGAUGGAAUGGACAGCUUGUUGGUGUCAAAGCCAUCAGGACGUCUGAACGUGACUCUCAUCUUCACGUUCUUCAGAGGAUUGCUAGAGAAGCUGCACUUUGGAGGUGUCUCGCCCAUCCGAAUGUCGCUCCCUUCUACGGAAUUGAUCGUGAACAAUUCGAGCUAAGCAUGAUAUGUAAAUGGAUGCCCAAUGGACAUAUCAUCAAAUUCUUGGGCAACAAUCCGAACGCAAGUCGUCCGCCGUUGAUCGCGGAUGUUGCUUGUGGACUUGAAUUUCUCCAUUCAGAUCUCGUUGGCAUUGUCCACGGAGACCUCAAAGGAGCGAAUGUCCUUGUUGACGAACAGGGGCGGGCUUGUCUUUCAGAUUUCGGGCUAUCGACUACGCUCUAUAAUUGCGACACGCUGAAUACUGUCAGUCAGCACACGGGUUUUCGCUCAACAAUCCGUUGGAUGCCCCCAGAGUUGCAUGACCCGGAAAUGUUUAGGCUGAAUAGUGCAACUCCAUCUAAGGCGAGCGAUAUAUAUUCCUACGCCAUGGUUAUGUGGGAGAUAUUCACCGGGAAGGUGCCGUAUGAAGAUGUCAACUACGACGGGGCUGUCAUUCGCAAGGUUAUGAGCGGUGAAAGACCCCAGCGCCCAGUGGAAGUAUCCGACGCUAUCUGGUCUAUCAUGGAAGAUUGUUGGAAGCAAGACUAUCGCAAGAGGCCACCCAUUUGGGAAGUACGAAUUCGUCUGGAAGCGGAGUGGUACAUGCAAUUUCCAUGCGGUCUCCGUACUGAUACAGAUCAGGCGGCCGAAGAAUCGGGGAUAGGCAUAUCUGACAUAGGACAGAGGUCGUCGUCGAGUAACCUACUGCAGAGGAUGCAGCAAAGAUACUUUGCGGGGCUUGGGAGGCCAGUGCGCGGCAAAAGCGCUUCUACAUGA
Molecule: messenger RNA, 1056 nt
Organism: Fomitopsis serialis
Lineage: Eukaryota; Fungi; Basidiomycota; Agaricomycetes; Polyporales; Fomitopsidaceae
Product: kinase-like domain-containing protein
Exons: 5
Coding region: 1-1056 (351 amino acids)
Biological process (GO): protein phosphorylation
Molecular function (GO): JUN kinase kinase kinase activity; ATP binding
Source: RefSeq, a predicted model, not a curated record